This is a messenger RNA of Anthostomella pinea, 1812 nucleotides long. The record is from the annotation of a GenBank genome assembly. NCBI's taxonomy places the organism in Eukaryota, Fungi, Ascomycota, Sordariomycetes, Xylariales, Xylariaceae.
AUGGCCAUUGAGGCCCUCCCGGACGAAGAGAUCUUUCUGCGGGACCAAAGUCGCCAACUAUACCAUGCUUGGACAAAGUUCUGCGACCGGUUGCCGGAAGGGCAGCGAGAUGAGAUGUCAAAGGGGACGCCAAGUCUCAAGUUUUUACAUGAAUCGGUCGCCAAAGCGUCGCAGACGUGGACCGAGAAGCGUGGGGGUACGCGAAUCGGCCGAGUCAAGGGGGUCUUUACCCGUUUAUGUGACAACUUCACUUCCCACAGCAACCUGGUGUCGGUUUUGCCGGUCGAUGAUAAAUACGUCACCCUUCUCACCGGAUCACUUUCCGCCAUUGCUCAGGCUUCCAUCAAUCACCAGGAACUAGCUGAUGGUGUUGCGGAGAGUUUAGACGAACUCAGUCAAGAUAUGGUGUAUUGGAACAGGCUCAUCAGUGAAUACUCAGACACUGCUAUACUGCAACGCUACAUUAUGGAGCUAUAUGUGGUUGUCUUCGAGUUUCUGACGGAGAUAUUCACACAAUGGUCCAGAUCAUCCUGGAAGAGGUUCAUCAAGAGCUUUGACGAAAACGCCUUUCAGAAUAUAUUCAGCGAGAAACGCAACCGUAUCAAGGCCAUCGAGCAGAGAAUGAAGAAGCAUGCCGAACUCGAAUUCCAGAGAAGCACGAGGGAGCAGUUACGUAUCACCAAUGCCCUCCAAGAAGAGAUAAAGCAACGGCAAACUCAUAUGGAGCUCCGCUUUCAGGCCAUGAUGCAGGACCAGCCCUCUCAGCAGCAACUGAUAAUGAAGCUCGGCACCGAUCUUUACCGUCUUCUUCUGAGCCAGGGCGUGGCCAUACCUCCUCAUGAGAUCCUCCAUGAGCGGCCUCAACUAACUUCUUCUGUGGCGACUCUAUGCUUACCAGCACCUGUCGCACCAGAGUGGAAAGAAGCGAGCAUGAAUUCCAGUAGCCCGAAGCCAAACGAGGAGCGCGGAAACGUUGCCCCUAGUUACAAAGAGGACAGAGGAGGUUUCGACCGACAAAUUACCCUAGCCCUUCUCGCCCCUAUUACAGCCAAAUACAACCAAGACAUCCAGAACAUCGUCGCCAUCACCUCGAGGGCCUCAAACAUCACCAUCGACCACCACGUCAAGCGACGUAUCGACGCCUGGACUACAAGUCAACAGUCCGACAGCAUCUGGCUCCAGGGUCCGCACGAGAUCUCGCAUCCCAGCCAGAACACGCUGACGGCCGUAUGCCUCGUCGCGCUGUCCAACAACAGUGAUAUACCAUGCCUAUCCUACUUCUGCUCCCUCGAAGUCCACGCUUCGGGUCACCCACGGAUCCCUUCGUGUCGGGAUAUGCUACUGGACUUGGUGAAGUCGUUCAUCGUGCAGCUCCUGCUGCUCCUGCCUGAGCAAGUCGGCGACACGACCAGCCUAUCUCCAGAGCGCUUCGCGAAGCUGGUAGACCCUGGGGUGGAGUUGGACGACGCGCUAUCGCUACUCCACGACCUGCGAGCCCACGCACCGCCCUACCUGCACUGCGUCAUCGAGGCGGCCCAGGAGGUGGAGGAUCGAAGCGAUUCCAAGCACACACGAAACCUAUUACGAGUCCUCCGCGAGCUAGUGGAAUCCCCCAGGUUAGGCAACGUGCCGGGAGCUCGGGAUCAGGGCCGGCAGCAGGCGGAAAAGGUGAUCAAAGUGUGUCUCACUACUGACGGCUACGUCGACGCCCUAGCGGAGCUGGCGCAGAAAGGUGCUGUCGAAAAGGUGCAAAUACAUGAGGAGACGCACGUCGACGGAACUGGGGACGGCAGCAGCCUCAUGCCACACUGA